AGUUGACCACUUUCCAUUAAAGUUCCUCCUAUUUAACUACACUGCUCUUCUAUUAUCACAAUUUCUUCCUACACAGAAACAUAUCUCUGAGUUGAGAACCUUAGUUUAUGCCAUGGCUUCCCACGGCGAUGAGACGUCAACCGAUGAUCAAGAUACCAAAUCGAGAACAAGCGGUGGCAAUGAUAACUUGGGGGACUUGUUGAGUUUAGGGCUCAAUAGAAACGAGGCUGCAAAUCAAUCAAAGGCAGCCAGCAAUAACAAGGUUUUCUCCUGCAACUUUUGCAUGAGAAAGUUUUACAGCUCUCAGGCCUUAGGCGGUCACCAAAAUGCACACAAGAGGGAAAGAGGGGCAGCUAAAAGGUUGCAGUCUCAUAAAAUGAUGAUGGCGACAAUGGGGUUUCCUCUCAAUCCUAUUGUGGUUCGAUCACUAGGGGUUCAACCCCAUUCUCUUGUUCACAAACCGAUGAGAGAAGGGUCUGCAAUGGUGGCAAGAUUUAGAAGUGACUCAAGUUCUGGGUUUGGGAUGGCUUUGACACCAUAUUUGGUUGAAGAAUCAAUGGAUUUGAUGUGGCCUGGAAGCUUCCGCCUUGAUAAAUUGCCAAAGCAAGAGCCAGCUUUACAAAAGCUUGACUUAAACCUCCGAUUGUAGUCAUACAAGUGUUGUCUUUGUAUAAUAUAUAUGUUUCAUACUCUCAUCUUUUGUGU
Hibiscus syriacus is the source of this 705-nucleotide messenger RNA. RefSeq names its product zinc finger protein 7-like. The record is from RefSeq and is a predicted model, not a curated record. NCBI's taxonomy places the organism in Eukaryota, Viridiplantae, Streptophyta, Magnoliopsida, Malvales, Malvaceae. The transcript has a single exon. The coding region runs from base 113 to 649 and encodes 178 amino acids.